Molecule: messenger RNA, 5117 nt
Organism: Sardina pilchardus (European sardine)
Lineage: Eukaryota; Metazoa; Chordata; Actinopteri; Clupeiformes; Clupeidae
Gene: rimbp2a
Product: RIMS binding protein 2a
Exons: 25
Coding region: 1-4608 (1535 amino acids)
Biological process (GO): neuromuscular synaptic transmission
Molecular function (GO): protein binding
Source: RefSeq, a predicted model, not a curated record
AUGAGGGGCCGGGGUCACAGGUCUGUGGAUGUAGAGGAGCUGCUUCGGCAGUCUCAGGCCGAGUUGCUAUGGAUACAGAGACAGCUGUCCAUCAUCUCGGCGAGGAAUGCUCGUCACACGCGGGCAAAAGACAGGCAGACACACAGACACACACACAGCACAGACGUGUCGUCACUGCCAGGCUAUUUGCCACUCCUGCCAGCCGGUAAGAGUCGUCCUGGGAAACGGUCGUCCAGGGAAACGAGCGAAGCAGCUUGCGAGCUGAGGCACGAAGGGGCCCCGCAGCACGUCUCCACCCUCUCCCCCCAGAAUGUGAAUCUCUGCCAGCUACUGGAGGACAGGAACCAGGACCUUAAGCGGGAGCUGGCCACCCUCAAGCAGGAGAAGCAGCGCUACAAGUCCCUGGAGACCGAGGUCAGAGAAAGAAGGGCCAAGUGCCGGGCGUUAGAGAAGGAGGUGAAGAGUACAUGCCUUUCAUGUCAGACUUUGAAGAGCGAGCUGCACGAUGCCUUGCAGGAGAGGAACCGUCUCAAUCUGCAGUUGCUCAGUCACAGCCUGAAGGCUGCGCAGUAUGAACAGGUGAAGUCAGACUAUGAGCAGCUCCGAGAGACCUUUGGUACUGUGAGUCAGGAGCGAGACUUGGCACGCCACGAGAAGAACCAGCUCCAAGGCCAACUUGAGAACCUUGAGCAGGUCCUGAAGCAUAUGCGAGAAGCUGCUGACCGGACGCAGCAGUUGGAGGCGGAGCAUGAUCAGGCCCUGGCUGUCCUCAGCACCAAGCAGCAGGAGAUUCACCUUCUGCAGAAGGCUCAGGUUGAAGCCGAGAAGGAACACGAGGGAGCGGUUCAUGUGCUAGAGAACCAUUGGGACAGAAUGCAGGUCAAAGUUCGCAACCUGGAACAGAAAUGCAGGACUCAAAGUGAGCAGUUCACCCUUCUGUCCAAAGAGCUUCAUAAGUUCCGAGUUGAGGCUGACACUGUGGACAUCCUGAGCACUGACCCCUCUCCUGUGUCAAAGGCUGCCCAUCUCCCAGAGAAAAACCUCUCGCUCACUGUCAACGGUCGACUCUCUCAGCCUGGGAAAGGCAAUGAGAGACCUGCGGGCAGUCCGCUGAAAGCCGAGACCCCUCACCCCCUGCCCGCCACUGCCCGACACAAGCCCGAGUCGUUGUCUGUAAAGCCCAUCAUCCUGACCAGGAGUAGGCCCACCAGCCCGCAGCGGGCAGGUCCCUCAGAGAUGGAGGAUGAGGUGAGUCCAUCUCCCAGGUCCAAACCACGCUACACAGGACAAGUCCGUCUCUGCACUGCCCGCUAUAGCUAUAACCCUUAUGAUGGACCUAACGAGCAUCCAGAGGCAGAGCUCCCCCUGGUGGCUGGGAAGUACCUGUAUGUCUAUGGGACCAUGGAUGACGACGGCUUCUAUGAAGGAGAGCUGCUGGACGGACAGCGCGGCCUCGUCCCCUCCAACUUCGUGGAGUUCAUCCAGGACAAGGAGAAGCCGCCGGCCGAAGGCGGUGACGACCUGGGCCCUCUGGAGCGCAGCUGCCUGGGCCUUGGCUCGGGCGACGGGGCCGGGGGCCUGGGGGGGCCCUUGGACAGCCUGGGCAUGGGUGACCCGCUGGGGCCCUGCAGCAACGGCACGGGGGGCCCGCAGGAAGGGGACGAGCUGUCCGACAACGUGGUGCCUUACCCGCGGCGGAUCACGCUGAUCAAGCAGCUGGCGCGCAGCGUGAUCGUGGCCUGGGAGCCGCCGCUGGUGCCGCUGGGCUGGGGCUCGGGCGCGGCGGGCACGGGCCCCGGCGGAGGCCCCGUCAGCGGCUACAGCGUGCUGGUGGACGGCGAGCCGCGCUCCAGCGUGCCGUUCGGCGGCCGCACCAAGCUGCUGCUGGAGAAGCUGGACCUGGCGGCCGCCACCUACCGCGUGUCCGUCCAGAGCCUGACGGAGCGCGGGCCCUCGGACGAGCUGCGCUGCUCGGUGCUGGUGGGCUGCGGCGUGACGGUGGCGCCGUGCGGCCUGCGCGUCGACAACAUCCUGCUGGACUCGGCCGAGCUCUCGUGGCUGCCCAGCAACAGCAACUACGCGCACGCCAUCUUCCUGGACGGCGUGGAGCUGGCGGUGGUGCGGCCCUGCUGCUACCGCUACCGCUUCACCGGCCUCAAGGCCACCACCGUGUACAAGGUGCGCGUGGUGGCCAAGCCCCACCAGAUGCCCUGGCAACUGCCCCUGGAGCAGCGGGAGAAGAAGGAGGUGGGGGUGGAGUUCUGCACCCAGGCGGCCGUUCAGACAUGUCAAGGUCCUCCACUACCUCCGCAAGAGGUUCAGGUGCAGUGUGGUCCAGGUCCUGGAAUCCUACAGGUCUCUUGGAAGCCCCCACUACUCACGCCUAUGGGGACCUCCAAUGGGGCCAGUGUCAUUGGAUACGCUGUGUGUACCAAGGGCCAGAAGGUUGCUGAGGUGAUGUUUCCAAUGGCGGACUACGUGACAGUGGAGGUGAACCGAAUCCAGUGUCUGGAGGCGCGCGAGGUCGUCGUCCGAACCCUGUCAGCACAAGGAGAGUCGCAAGACUCGCCCGUCGCAACCAUUCCAAACAACCUGCUGGUGCCUCCGCCUGGUGCGCCCCACCCCCACCCGCACCCCCACCCCCACGCACCUCCGCCCCACCUCCAGUCCCCGCUACGCCCUCAGCCUCAGCCCCAGCCCAUGCCCCCGCACCCGGGCCCCCAGCAGCCACAGCCUCGGAUGCAACCGCAGCCUCCGAUGCAACCGCACCCUCAACCCCACGUUCCGCCCCACGUUCCGCCCCACGUUCCACCCCACGCUCCGCCACCCCACGCGGUCCCCCAGCCCGCGCCCAGCCACUUCCAGCCCCUGCCGCAGCAGCCUCCCCGACACCUGCCCCCGCACCCUCCGCACCCUCACCCGCAGCCUCCGCCGCACCUCCACCCGCUGCCCCCUCACCCGGGCCCCCAGCCCCAGCCCCACAUCCCCAUGCCCCAGCCGCACAUCCCGCAGCUGGCCCACCCGGCCCCGGGGCAUCCGCAGAGACCACUAAGUGCCAGAGAGCUGGAAACCAAAGAGCCCGGCGGGCUGCCCGCGGGGGGGCCUCCACCUGGCGCCGGGCACCACCACGGCCCCCCAGGCGCCCAGCAGCCGUGGGAGCAGCAGCCCCUGCGCUCGCCCUCGGGCGGCCCCAUGCCCCGCGGGCCCGCACACGGACACAUGCUGGAGGCGCCGGCCCACCCCAACCGCCGCUCGCCCUCGCCGCAGAGGAUCCUGCCGCAGCCGCGCGGCACACUCAUCCCCGACACGGUGGCCAAGGCCAUCGCCAGAGAGGCGGCGCAGAGGGUGGCGGCCGAGAGUGGACGGAUUGAGAGGAGGAGCCAGCCUUUCCACCAGCAGGGCUCAGAUGAAGAGGAGGAUGAGGAAGGCUACGGCCAGGGCCGGCGUAGAGGAGCAUCUGUGGACGACUUCCUCCGUGGCUCUGAGCUGGGCAGACAGCCUCAGUACAGUCAGAGUGAAGAGUACCAUACUGAAAGCAGCCGUGGCUCUGACCUGUCUGACAUCAUGGAGGAGGAUGAGGAGGAGCUCUACUCCGAGAUGCAGCUGGAGGAAGGUCGCAGGCGCAACUCUCACAACACACUGAAGGUCUCUCCCUCGUCUGGGCGUCUGGAGCGCGGCGACAAUCGACGGCAGGCUCACGGCGGACCUCAACCCCAGCGCCGGCCUCUCAUGGUCCCCUCAAUUGAUGGGUACAGGGACCGAGGUCGACGGUCACCUCCCUACUACGACGAGUCGGAACCCGAGGACCAGUGUCGAAUCUUUGUGGCCCUCUUCGACUACGAUCCCUUGUCCAUGUCCCCAAACCCAGACGCGGCUGAGGAGGAGCUGCCAUUCAAAGAGGGCCAGAUCAUCCGGGUGUACGGCGAUAAAGACACGGACGGCUUUUAUCGGGGUGAAAUGCGCGAUCGUUCUGGCCUGAUUCCCUGCAACAUGGUCUCGGAGAUCCGUGCGGAAGAUGAAGAAACCAGAGAACAGCUCCUCAAACAGGGCUUUCUGUCGCUGAACACACCUGUGGACAAAAUAGAGCAGAACAGGAGAGGAGGGAGGCAUGCGGUGGCCUCCAGGAGGAUGGUGGCUCUGUACGACUACGACCCCAGAGAGAGCUCCCCAAACGUGGAUGUGGAGGCUGAGCUGACGUUCUGCGCUGGCGACAUCAUCGCUGUGUUUGGGGAGAUUGAUGAAGAUGGAUUUUAUUAUGGUGAGAUCAACGGCCACCGGGGCCUGGUCCCCUCCAACUUUCUCGAAGAAGUGCCUGACGACGUGGAGGUCUACCUGACGGACACGCCCCCUCGCGGCGGGCAGCCGGCCGAGCUGGAGGCGGAAGUGGCGCCAGUGCCGCCGCCGCAGGCCGAGGCCAAACGGGUACCCGUGGAAACGGCCCCCUCACCUGGACGCCCCGCUUCCCCCAUCGUGCGCCCGCAGCUUGCCCCCAUCCCCAUGAGGCCCCUGAGCCCCAUACGCGGGCCCCAGGACCUGGCCUCCAAAAAGAAAAAAGGACUGCUCUCGAAAGGGAAGAAGUUGCUGAAAAAGUUCUCCGCUGCGAAAUAGAUUUUGUUUCUCGUCAUCCUCCACGCCAAGUUCAUAAAUCACGCUGGUACUGACCGCGGAGCAGGAUGAGGAUGAGCUAAAGGGCGCGCUUGCCAAUGUUUUUUGGAAUCGGCGUCAAAAAAAAAAAGAAAAAAAGAAAGAUCUUGUUACCACGUAGUGCCGAUUGUGUGAUUGAAACGGGUCAGUUAGUUCCUCAAAAGUUCAUUGCUUUCAAUCAGAAUGUGUUGACGGGGAGAUAGCAAUGACACGUCGUCCAUUGAUUCAGUCUUUUGGUUGAUGCAGUAAAUACUGAGAAGGGUUCAGUGCCAAGAUGUGCGUGGAUAUUUACAAUAUCUUGGUUUUAAACUGCAGGGAUCUUUAUGAUUUGUGACAAGGGCAGAUGUGCAACAUAUAUACAGUGCACACACACACAUACACACACUCGUGUGUUCAUGGUGAGUGACAGGGCGGUGUGAGCUGAUAUUGUGUAUCAGGGUAUGGUAAGAUCCAUGCUAACAAAUCUACGCCAA